AUGCCCACGACGCGCCGCCUACUCUCCUCGCGGUGGUUCCGUACGCGCCGCUCCCCAAACCCUGAAGAGCUCGAUGACGUCCGACCCAGGACCCUCCCCAGGAGCGACAUGGACCGCAGACCACGAGUCUCCCGAGUCCUCAGCUCCCCGGCGAGAACACAACACCAAUCACAUCCACCCCUCGAUGAAGAAUCACUCGAGAGGGCCUACCCUUCCAUGGGCCACCUCGAGUACGUCCUCGCCGGAUCUUCGCCACCGGCAGAAAGCGCCCCUAAUAUGUACGACAGCUUCGAAGAACCACCUUUGGAUCUAACUGCGCAUAUUUGCAGCGACUCCUUACGUCAAAGUGCGCAUGAACAGAUGAGAGCGGUCGGAGGAAGGUUGCGGCUACUUGACGAAUUGGAAUCUGGUGUACUAACGGUGGAAUCUGCUUCGGAAACGUUCUCAACUGCUUCGGAAGCCGAAAAGAAUGUGUGUUUAUUCUGGGCGGCGUUCCUCAAGCUCGCUAAUUGGUUGCCGCCGCUGGUCGAGGCUGGCGCUAACCCGCUAUAUUACGACACCUUGGGACUCUCCCCCCUUCAUGUCGCAGCGUUCAGCGGAUCUACGGAAUGUGCAAAUUAUCUACUAUCCUGCGAAGUUGACCCCAAUUACAUGCCAAGAUGUUUCGCGCCACUCCAUUGCGCCGCUUUCGGUAAUUCCGUGCAAGUAGCUAAUUUGCUAAUCAGCCGCGGUGCGUCAGUCCACGCUGCGGUUAAAUACGUCAAUUGUGAAGGAGGUUUGCUACACUGUGCGGUCAGAGCCAACUCGGUAGAAUGUUUGAAGCUGUUUAUAUCGCAUGGUGUCGAUGUGAAUCAAAUUGAAUCGGGUGGUACCAAUGCUAUACACCUAGCUGCUGAUUUGGGAAUGAUUCAAUGUUUGACAAUACUUCUGGAGACGCCCGGUGCUGACCCUAAUGUGCGAACGAGAGUCGGAGAUAGAGAAUCGACGGCGUUACAUUUGGCGGCUGAUGGUGGUUUUAUAGAAUGCGUGGAUUUACUUCUCACAAAAGGCGCUGAUGCCAGUUUAAAAAACCACCGCGGUUUCACGGCUUUACAUUUGGCUGCCCGAUCGGCAAGUUUAGAAUGUGUGGAAUCUUUGCUAAGAAAAGGGAAUGCCAACCCUAACUCUAUGGAUUUUGAUAUGAGAACUCCGCUUCAUGCUGCUAUUGGAAAAUCUGACAGUGCGUGCGAUAUUAUAGAAACUUUGAUCAGUUGGGGAGCGAAUGUAAAUCAAAAGGAUGAAUAUGGCUUUACACCGCUGCACUUGGCUGCACUUGACGGGCUAUCUGCGUGCGUCGAGACAUUAAUCUAUCACGGCGCUGACGUAACCACGAGGUCUAAGAAAGGAAAUUCUGCACUUAAUGUAAUCGCUCGAAAGACACCUGCAUCUCUUGCGAUGAUAACGCGGAAGUUGGACUGCGCCAUCACACUCCACCAUUCCCAAAGCAGCAAUAGAGAAGUCGAGUUGGAACUAGACUUCAGAAGCAUUCUACAACAUUGCUAUCCUCGAGAAAUAAGUUAUCUCAACACGUUUGUGGAUGAAGGGCAAAAAGAGGUACUUCUGCAUCCAUUAUGUUCAGCGUUUCUUUACAUAAAAUGGGAGAAGAUACGUAAAUAUUACGUGGCCAGAUUAUUCUUGAGUUUCAUAUUCGUUCUUUGUCUCACACUGUACGUUUUGACAGCCCUCGCGCACAAUUGUUAUAAUGGAAGCAAGGAUAUGGAAGAGACGAUACAGGAGCAAGAACUAUGCCAAAAGCAAUCUAUUCUAGGAGAUUUGUUGAGAAAAAAUCCGUUUGUUAUUGAAAUGCAAUGGUGGGUGUUAGCCGGCAUCACGAUAUUUGAGAUCUUCAGGAAAGUUUACGGCAUCGCCGGUUACUCUACAGUCAAACAAUAUCUGAUGCAAUGUGAGAACAUUAUCGAAUGGUUCGUCAUUGUGAGCGUGUUCCUCAUUUCCUACAUUUACACAAACAUAACGUACACUUGGCAGAACCACGUGGGAGCGUUCGCUGUGCUGGCUGGUUGGACAAACUUGAUGAUGAUGAUUGGCCAACUCCCGGUCUUCGGCACCUACGUGGCUAUGUAUCAAAAAGUGCAAAAGGAAUUCGCAAAGUUACUAAUGGCCUACUCUUGCAUAUUAAUCGGUUUCACAAUAAGUUUCUGCGUCAUAUUUCCUGAUUCGUCAUCGUUCGCAAAUCCAUUCAUGGGUUUUAUAACUGUAUUGACAAUGAUGAUUGGAGAGUUGAACUUGGAUUUGCUAUUGAAUGAGCCGGAUGGCAACGAUCCGCCGGUGCUAUUGGAAUUCUCCGCGCAGAUAACGUACGUGCUAUUCUUGAUGUUCGUCACCGUCGUGCUCAUGAACCUGCUGGUCGGCAUCGCUGUCCAUGACAUUCAAGGCCUAAGAAAGACCGCAGGCUUGUCCAAGUUAGUUCGACAGACUAAAUUGAUUUCGUACAUGGAAAUGGCUUUGUUCAAUGGAUAUUUACCGAAAUGUCUCUUGAAAAUACUGCACUCAUCGGCUCUCGUUUCACCCCAAGCGUACAGAGUAGUAUUGAGUGUGAAACCUUUGAAUCCGAGCGAGAAACGGCUGCCGAGAGAUAUAAUGAUGGCGGCAUACGACAUAGCGAAGAUGAGGAAACAGUACGGGCACACGAUAUCGUCGAGCGGCUCAACAACGGGGGCGUACUCUUGUUUUAAAAAGUAUGAGAACAAUAACGACUCCAGCUACCGGGAGUACGGCUAUUCGUCUGGGCUGGGCAGUUUGCAAGUGAGAUUGGACGAGACGUCUGAAAACGUGCGCCAGUUGACUCAGGAAGUGAGGGAAUUAAAGAAGCUAAUAAGCGCCCAGCAGCUCGUGAUCCAACAAGCCCUGGCCGGCGCGAUGGACAACCGUUGAUGAUAUAAUGGCCGGCGGAGUCAUUUAGUUUCAAUGCCAGCGGUA
Amyelois transitella is the source of this 2976-nucleotide messenger RNA. RefSeq names its product transient receptor potential channel pyrexia (gene wtrw). Lineage: Eukaryota; Metazoa; Arthropoda; Insecta; Lepidoptera; Pyralidae. Gene Ontology annotation, biological process: transmembrane transport; monoatomic ion transport. Gene Ontology annotation, molecular function: protein binding; monoatomic ion channel activity. The coding region runs from base 1 to 2931 and encodes 976 amino acids. The transcript has a single exon. The record is from RefSeq and is a predicted model, not a curated record. Gene Ontology annotation, cellular component: membrane.